UGCAGUUUCUUCAGCGUAAACAACAUCACUGCAUUUCGUGUUUUGGAUCCUGCUUCCAGGGCUUUCUCACCUUUCUUACUUCAGGUUCUCCUCCAGUCAGUUCAUCUCCUCUGAAGUGCAGCAGCCAAAAAAGGAUGUAGGACUCCCAAAAAAUCUCCUUGGAAUAUCUGAAGUCCAUAUGGCUAUGUAUGAUGAAGAUAUCUUGAAAAAUCCCUUUUAUUUGGCCAUUCAGAAGCGGCGUCCUGAUCUAUGCAGCAAAGUUGCAGAACUCCAUGGUAUUGUGUUAGUUCCAUGCAAAGGAAGCCUUUCAAGCAACAGUCUUUCUACCUGCCAGUUUGAAUCUUAUGUUCUGAAGCCACUAGAAGAAAAUUUUCAAACCUUAAAUGGAAAGGAGAUCUUCAUACAAGGAAACCUCAUCAUUUUAGGAACUGGUUUUAAUUAUCAUCUCUCGGUACCUGUUCUUUUUGAGGAAACUUUUUACAAUGAAAAAGAAGAAAGCUUUAGUAUAUUGUGCAUAGCUCAUCCAUUGGAAAAAACAGAAAGCUCAAGUGAAUCUACAGCUUCAUCAAACUCCUAUUCUCUUAAAAAUAUUGAAGAUGUUAGAGAAUUCUUGGGAAGGCACUGUGAGAGAUUUGAUAAAUACAUAGGAUCUUUCUAUAGAACAUUUAAAGAACAUGAAAGGAAAAGCCUCCGCCACUACAUAGAUUCUGUCAAUGCACUUUAUACCAAAUGUCUCCAGCAUCUUUUGAGAGAUUCGCACUUGAAGAUGCUUGCAAAGCAAGAGGAGCAGAUGAAUCUGAUUAAACAAGCAGUUGAAAUGUAUAUCCACCAUGCUAUUUAUGAUAUAGUCUUUAAAUAUGUGGGGACUAUUGAGGCAAGUGAGGAUGCUGCCUUUAACAAAAUCACGAGGAGCCUUCAAGACCUGCAGCAAAAAGACAUUGGAGUGAAGCCUGAGUUCAGUUUUAAUAUACCACGUGCAAAGCGAGAACUGGGUCAGCUGAACAAAUGUACUUCCCCUCAACAGAAGCUACUUUGUCUACGAAAAGUGGUACAAAUUAUUAUGCAAUCUCCUAGCCAAAGAGUUAACAUGGAAACCAUGUGUGCAGAUGAUCUUCUCUCUGUUUUGCUGUAUUUACUUGUAAAAACAGAAAUCCCAAACUGGAUGGCCAACUUGAGUUACAUAAAGAACUUCAGGCUUUGCAGUUCAGUGAAGGAUGAAUUGGGAUACUGUCUAACCUCAAUUGAGGCUGCAAUAGAAUACAUACGACAAGGCAACCUCUCUGACAGAUCAACAGAAUCUGAGAGACUGUGUGACAAGCUGCUUUUAAGACAAAGGAUGAACUUGUUGUCCCAGAUGUCUGCUACUCCAAUAGACUGCUUAUUUAAGCAUAUUGCUUCAGGUAAUCAGGAGGAAGUGGAGCGAUUACUAAGUCAAGGUGACAGUGAUAAGGACACUGUACAGAAAAUGUGUCAUCCGCUCUGUUACUGUGACAAAUGUGAGAAGCUAGUUUCUGGGAAACUGAAUGAUCCCUCCAUUAUCACUCCAUUUUCCCGAGAUGACCGGGGAUAUACGCCACUUCAUAUAGCUGCUAUUUGUGGGCAAACAUCAUUAGUGGAUUUACUAGUAGCCAAAGGAGCCAUUGUCAAUGCUACAGAUUACCACGGUUCAACUCCACUUCACCUUGCUUGUCAGAAGGGAUAUCAAAAUGUUACACUUCUCUUAUUGCACUAUAAGGCAAGUACUGAUGUUCAGGACAAUAAUGGAAAUAGUCCACUUCAUUUAGCCUGCACUUAUGGUCAUGAGGAUUGCGUCAAAGCUUUAGUCUACUAUGAUGUGCAUUCCUGUAGACUAGAUAUUGGUAAUGAAAAGGGAGAUACUCCUCUCCAUAUAGCUGCUCGUUGGGGCUAUCAAGGGAUCAUAGAAGUGCUUUUGCAAAAUGGGGCAAAUCCAGAAAUUCAAAACCGGAUGAAAGAGACUUCCCUACAGUGUGCAUUAAAUUCCAAGAUUUUGUCAUUGAUGGAAUUAAACUAUCUAACAUUUGAAAGAGGACAGAGUGCUUCUGAGUCACCGCUUAGGUCUCCUCAGCGCUCAACAGAAACUUUCAGCAGAGGAUCAUCUGUCUCAAGCCUGUCAUCAGCAUCAACUGAUAUAAGGCAAGAAGAAGUAAAAAACAGUUAUAAAGAGGUGGAAAAACUCCUACGAGCAGUUGCUGAUGGAGAUCUGGAAAUGGUACGUUAUCUCUUGGAAUGGAUGGAAGAAGACUUAGAAGAUGAGGACGACACAGCCAGUACAUCAAAACCAGAGUUCUGCCAUCCAUUAUGCCAGUGCUCAAAAUGUGGGCCAGCACAAAAGAAAUUUGCAAGGAUCUCUGCUAAUGGACUUGGAGUAAAUGUUUCAAACCAAGACGGUUUUACACCACUGCAUAUGGCUGCGCUGCAUGGACACUCUGAACUUGUCUCUCUCUUGUUGAAACAUGGAGCCAGUAUCAGUGCCAAGAAUGCAAAACAUGCAGUUCCUCUUCAUCUAGCCUGCCAGAAAGGUCACUUCCAGGUGGUAAAGUGUCUGAUGGGUCACAAUGCUAAACAAAAUAAAAAGGAUAUAUAUGGAAAUACUCCUUUAAUUUAUGCAUGCUUGAAUGGUCAGUAUGAGACUACUGCCUUGUUGUUACAGCAUGGAGCUUCUGUUAACCUUUCUAAUGCCAAAGGAAAUACAGCACUGCACGAGGCCGUGAUAGGAAAGAAUGAAGCCCUGGUAGACUUACUACUUCAGAACGGUGCAAUGACGCACAUAAGGAAUGAAAGGAACCGUACCCCUGCAGACUGUGCUGAGCCGAAUUCAAAUAUCAUUAAGUUGCUGGAAACAGCACCAAGCUAUGUACCUACAUCAGCAGAGAGAGAAAAGGAGUGUGAGCAGCAUGCUACUAUCAAGAUAAGAAAAAAAGUGAAUUCUAAGCCAUGUGAGAAAGCCGAUGAUCCCAUAAGCAGACAACUUCAACUGGUCCAAUCAAUUAACAGAUUUAACAAAGCAAAACAUUUACGGAGAACAAUAACAAGAGAUAAAAGUGUCCCUAAUUUUGACUAUCAGUUACUGCAUCAGUUAGCUAUUAAAAGCUUUGAUAAAACCAAGUUAAAAUCUGUUGAAACGCUGGACCGGAGCACAGUUAAGCUUAUUGACACAGGAUGCAGUGGUGAGUUUGUGAAACAUGAUGACACGAUGGAAGUUCCUCACAGGAGUAAAUUAAUGCACCGAAGACACACUGUUAAUGUGCCACUUUCAGCAGAGAACGUCAGCGAUAAUAGUUUAUCCAGCCCUAGAAAUCCAAGUAUUUCACAACCAAGAGACUGCUGUGAUGACUUCCUUUCAAAACAUUGACAAGGAAGUGUGAAUUUGAUGUCAAAAACUGAGGAACUAGGUGGUGUUAAUUUCAAUAACCCUUCACUGUAUAUCAAAGAAUUCAGUGACGCUUGCAAGCCUGCCUUCAGAACAGAAUACAUGGAUGACUCUUCAGCAGAAACAGAAUGUUCCUAGCACUUUCAAGACUGAAUCCUCUGUUUAUGUUGGAGGUAACUACACAGCCAGAUCAUUACUGAUCUCAACAAACAGGGCCGUACUGAAAUGUAGACAGCAAAAUUACUUUCCUAUUCUACUUAGCACUUAUUAAAAAAUUAUAUGUAACAGUAAACCAAACAAAACUCUGUAUUGUAUUUUUCAGCCACCCACCUUGUUUUUAAAAGUCUUUGAAUAAUUUUUGCAUUUUCAGUUUUUAUCACUACAUUGGAUAAGUAUAUAUAAAUAUAUAUUUAUAUAUAUAAAGAUAUAUUGGAUAACAAGGUAUUUAUUGCCAAAGGUAAUUGAAAUAUCUCUAUUUUUAUUGUAAUGUUACAAACCAUUAUAGUAUAUAUUUCUGUAUAUUUCAGUAGCUGGGAAAACAAUAGUCCAUAACAUCUGUGACACGGCAUUAGAAAUUUAUACAUGCUGUUAAUGUGAAGGGAUGUAGUCCUUGCUAAUUUCUUUGCAAUGCUCCCCUGUAUUGGAUCUGCAAGACUCACGGGAGCCAAGAUACUGGGGAAAAAGUAGAGAGCCCUUGACAAAGCUAAACUUUGGACUCGCUGUUCACAGCCUAAUCAAAAAAAAUAUGCAGAAGCAAGCAUGUAUAAGGACACACAAAAUUGUUUUAAGUUGUGGUUUUUUUUUUUCCUUCCUUCCUCUAAAGCAAGUCAUGCAAAAAUGCACAAAUAUUCAUGUUUCUGAACCUGGGCAACAUCUGCAGACAAAACUGCUUAGGAGCCUGCUCUGGACUACUCUUUAAAAAGGUGAAAUUCCAAUUAUGAAGGUACUUCUCACAUCAGUAAGCAUUUGUUGGAAUAAGCCAAAUAUUACCCCAUUCCUAGAGGUGAUAGCUGAAGAAUUGAAAGCUUGCAAGUAACUAUGAGAUGGCUGCUUAGAUUUGAACUUCAUUUUCUACUGUUUCAGUUAUGGUAGGAGAACGUGUAAAUAGCACAAGCCAGAUUUCUAAGUGCAGUAUUUUUAAUUCUUGGCUUAUCACAUCCAGCUUGCAUUUUAUUUCAUAAACUAUUUGUAUGAAUAAUUCUUUUAACUGUGGUAUUAGUAAACUGCCUGGCAAAGUGCAAAGCUGGAAGACAUACUGGUGAUUUUUUCAAAUAACUUUUUAAUCUAAGAGGUAAAAUGUGCAAUAAGUGCACGAAUGGACAUUUGGAGAUGAGGGUCGUGUUUAUUUUUCUAAUAAUUUAUGAGUUCAUCUGAUUUUCUAAUGUGCCUUGGAUUUGUGCCAAAUGAUGGAAAGAAAAAAACUAGUAAAAUAACUCUUGAAAAUGC
Molecule: messenger RNA, 4837 nt
Organism: Gymnogyps californianus (California condor)
Lineage: Eukaryota; Metazoa; Chordata; Aves; Accipitriformes; Cathartidae
Gene: ANKRD27
Product: ankyrin repeat domain 27
Exons: 29
Coding region: 179-3373 (1064 amino acids)
Biological process (GO): early endosome to late endosome transport; neuron projection morphogenesis
Cellular component (GO): plasma membrane; late endosome; neuron projection
Molecular function (GO): guanyl-nucleotide exchange factor activity; SNARE binding
Source: RefSeq, a predicted model, not a curated record